Molecule: messenger RNA, 1869 nt
Organism: Verticillium dahliae VdLs.17
Lineage: Eukaryota; Fungi; Ascomycota; Sordariomycetes; Glomerellales; Plectosphaerellaceae
Product: aspartyl/glutamyl-tRNA(Asn/Gln) amidotransferase subunit B
Exons: 1
Coding region: 1-1869 (622 amino acids)
Biological process (GO): mitochondrial translation; glutaminyl-tRNAGln biosynthesis via transamidation
Molecular function (GO): glutaminyl-tRNA synthase (glutamine-hydrolyzing) activity
Source: RefSeq, a predicted model, not a curated record
AUGUCGCGUAUACCAACACGCGAACUCGGGCGAUACCUGCUCCAGGGCCAGAUAUGCCAGAGAGGCUGCGUGGCGUCGUCGGUGUCCAAAAGCAGAGCCAAGCAACUGAGUCGCCAUCAUCAACUGCCACAUGACCGAUACCAGCCAACGCAGGCCAGACACGCACACACUGUAGCAACCACGGCGACAGCCGCCCAGCUCGCACCAUCUGUUCCGUUGCGCAAGAAGCUCAAGGACGAAGCGAAACAACUGAAGAAGGAUGCCAAGAAAGACAGCCGCAAGGGCUCCAAUCAGACGGUUGAUGGCUGGGAGCUGACCGUCGGCAUUGAAAUUCAUGCGCAACUUAACACGGCCCGGAAGCUUUUUUCGCCAGCCGCCACCUCCUUCAAUGACGCCCCGAACUCGCACGUCGCGCUCUUUGAUCUGUCAAUGCCUGGCAGCCAGCCCAUCCUACAGAAGGAGACUCUGAUCCCAGCGUUACGGGCUGCCCUCGCGCUGAACUGCGACAUACAGCCUAUCAGUCGGUUCGACAGGAAACACUAUUUCUGGUGGGACCAACCGUCUGGCUACCAGAUUACACAAUACUACGAGCCUUUCGCCAGAAAUGGACAGAUCACGCUGUUCGCCCGCGAUGGCAUCGCCCCUGAAGAUGGAGAGAGCGUCACGAUCGGUAUCCAGCAGGUCCAGAUGGAGCAAGACACCGCCAAGACUCUGGCGCAACCUGGCGACACACAUUGGCUCGAUUUCAACCGCGUAGGAGUACCCUUGAUUGAGAUUAUAACAAAGCCGGAGCUUCAUCACCCUCGCACGGCUGCCGUUUUUGUUCGCAAGAUGCAAACUCUUCUCAACGCAGUGGAUGCCUGUGUGUCCGGCAUGGAGACGGGCGGCCUGCGAGCUGACGUCAAUGUUUCUGUCAGGAGAACAAGCGACGCAUCUGCGCCACUUGGAACCCGCACUGAAAUCAAAAACCUGAGCACCAUCAAGGCUGUUGAGGACGCUAUCAUUGCCGAGCGAGAUCGUCAGAUCCAGGAGCUUGAGGCUGGCGGGACCAUCGCAGGCGAGACACGAGGCUGGACUUUAGGAACGAAGCAAACCCGCCGCUUGCGCGGCAAGGAGGGCGAGGUGGACUAUCGGUACAUGCCGGAUCCAGACCUGGGCCCUCUGAUCAUUGCAGAUGAUCUGGUUGAUCACAUCAGAAAGUCAGUUGCUUAUUUGCCGGACCAUGAGCUGUCUGAACUCGUCGAAGUUUACGGCCUCACGGCGAAGGAUGCACUUUCCCUCCCGUCUCUCGACAAUGGCGGCCGGAUCGAGUACUUUUAUAACGUCGUCGAAAGUUUUGGAGCUCUGCUGCAGCAGGCCACAGAGGGUGGACAGGAUGUCAGAGCGUAUGCUCCUCUGGCAGCCAACUGGAUUCUCCACGAAUUCGGGCGUCUUGUGGACGAUGUUUCCGACAAUGAAAGCACGCCAUUCGAGGUCGGCCCUGACGGACAAUGUGACCGCGUUCCAGUCGAGUCUCUCGCAGAGCUUCUCUUCCACCUGCAGCAGAAGAAGAUUACCGGCAAGGUUGCCAAAGAACUUCUCACGGCAUUGCAUCAAGGGAACCUCGCCGAUGCAGAGAACAUGACGGCCGCUAUUGAUGCCCAUGACCUGUGGUUCCAUGAGCUCUCGACCGAAGAGUAUCAAGAGCUGGCCGAAUUGGCGGUCGAAGGAGAGGAUAAGGUCCUGCGCGAAUUCAGAGAGAAGAAGGUUUACCCGCAGGGUAAGCUGAUGUAUCUCGUGGGCAAGAUGCUUCGCCUAGGCGCCACCGAAAGGAUCGAUCCGUCGAAUGCGGAGAAAUUCAUGCGGGCUAAAGUCGAGGAGCUCCUUUGA